Molecule: messenger RNA, 6112 nt
Organism: Columba livia (rock pigeon)
Lineage: Eukaryota; Metazoa; Chordata; Aves; Columbiformes; Columbidae
Product: neuropeptide Y receptor type 6
Exons: 4
Coding region: 1384-2508 (374 amino acids)
Biological process (GO): G protein-coupled receptor signaling pathway
Cellular component (GO): neuron projection; plasma membrane
Molecular function (GO): neuropeptide Y receptor activity; neuropeptide binding
Source: RefSeq, a predicted model, not a curated record
UCUUAAUAGGAUGUGCAUGCUCUUUCUCAGCAACUUACUGUAUUUUGUUAUCUCCCUCAGUCAAAAAAAAAAAAAAAAGAAAAGAAAGAAAAAAAGGCAAUAAGCCAUAUGCAGUUGUUUAUGUAUGAAAUCCAACACAGAGAAAACAUUUGCACUACAGAACAGAUAAGAUAAUUGGAAAUGAAAAUGCAAGAUAAGGUGUUUGACAGGGUGGAGGGAAGCCACACAGCUGGGGAAAAACCAUCCCCAUGACUACUGGUCUUUUCUCCUCCCUGCUCAUUGCUGUUCGCCUCUCCUUGGAUUCCAGAGCUUGGUUUAUUCCUCAGCAGCCUUUCUACAGCCUGGUGAAUUCAGUCACCGUUGGAAAUUGUGGAACUGUGGUUUGUUUCAGAAAAAGAAAGGAGAGUUUAAGUAUCACUUUAGAAGGAGAUGGCUUCGCUUUGCAUUCUUUUAUACACAAAGGAGAUGUGUUUGCUGGCUUUGUAAUUCACUCAAAAAGGAAAAAGAAAAAUUGUUCAAGGCGGCGUGGAUAUGACUUGAAUUUUUCAUCAGGCUCGCAACACCAUGGUAUUUACUACUGGUGGUGAAGAAUGAGCACCUUCCAGCUAGUAUUCCAAUAAUUCCUAUGUCAGAAAGGAAAUAAGGUUGGAAAAAACCACUUUCUGGCCAGAAAUCUGAUUAGAUUGAGGAAAAAGGAUGUGCUACCUGUGACACAUAAGCAGAACAGGAAACUUCCUUGAAGAUGUCAUUCAUGGAGGGGUUGAAUAUCACGUAAACUGAAGCACACAUCAUUUUGAUUAAGCCAGAGGGAUUUGGUGUAUUAGCUCACACUGUUUUGUAGUUCUAGGGAAAAACAGAAGUGUGAUGUCUAAGCUAGCAGUGUGAUGGCAGGGCCCAAUUAUUCAUUGUUCUGGUAACAAAAAACAAACAAAAAACAUCCACAAAACAAACAAAAAAUAUUAUUCUUGUUGGAAUUCCUUAACUUUGCUAAAUCUUUGGCUGAAACAGAUCUUAAAAUAUUUUAUUUUGAAAAGCAACAUUUAUCUGCAGUUGGUAAAGGAGAAUUUGUAUGAAAAUGUUCAUACAAUUUUAAUCAAAGUUAUCACUGCUAUUUCUUAUACAUCACGGUCAGUUACAGUUCUGUAACACUGUCAGUGCAGAACCUCAGAAGAGUAGCACCAACCUCAAUUCAUGUAUAUACAAACCCACUAAUAACCACUGGCUUUUCCUUUAAGGAUUUCUCAGUGCUAUAAUUAAUUAUAUUAGACUUGCUCAAAACUUCAAGGAACCAAUGACAAACACAGACCUAUAGUAAUCAUUGCCUCCGUACAAAGUACCUUCUAAAUAAUACCAGUUUUUGUCCUAUAGGCUGCGAGAUGCUUCAUGAUGGAUAAAGCCAUUCAGCAUCCCAGUGAGAUUCUGCCUAACCAAACUCUCUCUAACAGUAGCUAUUCUCAGUUUUUGAACUUUGAUACCUGCCAACCUUCCUUCCUUGCAGAAUUCUUGCUUAUUACAGCCUACACAUUAGUUACAAUAGUAGGGCUUUUCGGAAACCUUUGUCUGAUUAUUAUAAUAAAGAGACAGAAAGAAGCUCAAAAUGUUACCAACAUUUUGAUUGCCAACCUCUCUUUAUCAGAUAUCUUGAUCUGCAUUAUGUGUAUUCCUGUCACAGUUGCAUAUACCUUAAUGGACUACUGGAUAUUUGGGGAAGCUAUGUGUAAAAUAAGUUCUUUCGUACAAAGUAUAUCUGUCACAGUCUCCAUUUUCUCACUUGUACUGAUUGCUAUCGAGAGGUAUCAGUUAAUUGUGAACCCACGUGGCUGGAAGCCUAAUAUUUCUCAUGCUUACUGGGGAAUUCUUUUCAUCUGGGGGUUUUCCCUCAUAAUAUCCAUUCCUUUUUUAAUAUUUCACCAGUUAACGGAUGAACCAUUCAAACAUCUAGCUUUCCAUAGCGAUUUCUACAAGAACAAGGUUGCUUGCAUCGAAGCUUGGCCGUCAGUUACAGAACGACUGGUUUUUACCACUAGUCUGCUGUUUUUCCAGUACUGCUUCCCACUGGCAUUUAUUUUUAUCUGCUAUCUCAGGAUAUUUGUAUGUCUUCGAAGGAGACAUGGUAAAAUAGACAGGAUGAGAGAGAAUGAGAACAGACUGAGUGAAAACAAAAGGAUUAAUAUGAUGUUGAUAUCAAUUGUUGCGACUUUUGCAGCUUGCUGGUUGCCCCUCAACAUAUUCAAUGUGGUUUUUGACUGGAACUAUGAGGCACUAAUGAGCUGUAAUCAUAAUUUAACAUUUACAAUAUGCCACCUUGUGGCCAUGAUCUCCACGUGUAUCAAUCCCAUCUUUUAUGGAUUUCUCAACAAGAAUUUUCAGAAGGAUUUGAUAGUAUUAGUUCACCAAUGCAGAUGCUCAGCAUCACAAGAGGAAUAUGAAAAUAUUGCUCUUUCAAAUCUGCAAACUGAUGCAUCUAAGGGAUCUCUGAAAUUAAAUAAUCCCCCUAUGGAUAUCUAAAAUAAUCCCAUAGCAGUUUCCAUAAUUUUGUAUUUUGUUGCAGAUUACCUCUUUCUGUAGGUCUUGAUCACGUUACCACUGAGUUUAGAGGAAACCUGUGCCAUUUAGUUCAGCAAAACCAGGAUUAUUCUCCCAUAGAUAUACCUUAACAUGUUCUUUAUGAUGGUAUUAAUGCUAAUAAAUCACUUUCAAGAGUCCCAAAGGUCAAUAAUAACGAAUUACAAAACAGUAUUAGCUUCUUUUUUAAUCCACAAUUUCCAAAUCACUGGCAUACUACCUUAGCACCAAUAAAAAUAUUUCCAUAUUAGCCACUGAUGUGGUUGUCCUUCCUAAGUACCUGGCUUCAUGCAAGUAAACCAUGAAUACGAUGGUAUUCCUAACUUCAUCAGCCUUUUCACAGACUGUUUUCUGUCCUUUUAAUUUCAAAUCCUACCCUGUUCCCAUCUCUGGUUAAUCUACACAACAGGUAGUUCACACUGUAAGAAAAGCUCCAUAAGGUAUCCUGAGCCUCCACCAUCUUCAGUUCAGCCCCAGCAUGCGGUUUGCUUUGGUUUAGUAUCAGUUCAGCCUAGAAAUUGUAUUUUAACAAGGGAAAAGGCUAGAGUUGGAAUUUUUUUCUUAAUGAGCACUAAUACAGGCCCCAUUUGAUGUACUGCAAAUCCCACUCUGAUGCUGUUCAAGAUUGAACAUGUAUUUAGCAUUUCUCCUAAAAGCAUUGUAUUCUACUCCAAACCACCUGUAUAGAUCACUGCUUUCUCUGUUACCACCGUUACUCGUACUGAAAACAGACCUUUCAGAACCUCCAUUAUCAAACACACUGUGAAUUCAAAGUACAUUUUGGUUUAGCUGCUUAGCCAGAUUAUAGGUUUCUCUUCUAGUAGAAAAUUACUUUUGUGUGUUAAUUUCAAAAACAUGUUUCUCCACAUUUUUGCACUAGCAAGAAGCCACACUUAAGGCAGAUGUGGUAAUUUCUGUUGGACUAUGUUUGAAAACAGCUUUUGUAACACAGUGGAUAGAAGUCCAAAGGUAUAAUACUGAACAGAACUUUCCUCAGACUAAAACACAUUGAAAAGCACCAUCCAGAUUCUUCAUCCAUACUACAAUACCAACAUAAAUAAUCAGUUAAAAUUGGGCUGUUUAAAUACGAUACUUAGAACAGUUUAGUUCAACAACCCACCACCUUAGAAGUAAACUUGACUUCUUUUGUUCAAGUUUAAUAUAAUUAACUACCUGUAUUGCUAAAGCUCCCCUCACUUUUAUUUUUGAGUUCCAAAAACUAGCCUUGUUCUGACACUUGUAUAUAAAAUUCGUUGUGAUUUAGCCUCUAGCUUUAGCAAUUUACCGAUGUCUCACUUAAGCACAAAGAAUUAAUAUUCUGAUUACACUCAGCUCCUUGAUGAUUCAGCUAUAAUGAAACUUACCUUAAGGCCAUAAAAUUCUCUUGGAUAAAGACCAUCAUUUUCUGCAAUCAUACUGUUCUUAAAGAAUUCAGUCAGGUCACAGUUCUCGUUUGCUACAGCAUUAGUGCAAACUGCCUGCACCACUCUCCUCAUCAGAGGAGCUCUGUGAGAGGAGCCUCACAAGCUCUUGCAGAUACGCUGGGCUGUUAAGUGCUUCCUGAUUCACACCGAGCAAAAAGACUCGUGGAAGUCUAUUAGGGUCUGAUCCCAUUGAAGUCAUGAGGGUAGCGCUACUCGCAAGAGCAAGGAUGGCAGAAUUAGUGACACGGUAAUCAAGUACGGAUUAGUUUUGGCAUGAAUUAGUAUAUUUAUUUUCCUAAUUAGAUCAAAUAUAAUGCAUGUAGAGUGCAUAAAUAACCACAACUUAAACACCUGCCUCAUGCAUCACAGAAGGAAAAACAGGAGACUGCUAAAUACCUAGUAAAGGUUAAUGAUCAGACAGCUGAGUAUUAAUUAUUGCCAUUAACUCCCACCCUCAGUUACUGGGCUCCCUUUAUUGCUGACACACACCAUCUGCUUGACCAGAGCAACAGGUAGAAAGUGGUAACUUAUAGUCAAUGAUACUGCUGAUGUAUGGUGCAUGGUCAGAGUACCACAUUACAUUCACAAUAUACUCUAACUUAUUAAUAUUAGACACAAUAGUUCAGGUUACUCUCAGUUCUCAUCAUGGUACAUAUCUCAGGUGGUAUUUAGUGUUUGAAUCAGGCCCAGCUGAGAUUUCCAUAUGUGAAUUUGGCCUAAGUAGCUCCCAUACCAGUAUUCCCAUCCCAUGGGCAUGCCCAAGUGUGCUUAGUUUUACAGCAGAGGUGGUUUUAGUAUCAGGCCCCAAGUGGUUUAAAUACAGCCACAAAAUGAACACUAAUCCAAAUGAUGUGGUCAGUGGGCCAGCAGAAACUCUUCUGACCUUAUGAGAAGGCCAGGGAUGCUGAUGGGUGGUCUCCUUUUACUCUCUCUCUACCAGUGCUUGGGCAGUGCACUUCUGUGGUACUAAACAGCUAAGAGAAAGAAAAUGUCGCUAUUGUUUUUUGUCAUAUCAAUUGCACCAAUUGUCUACUCCUGACAUCCUGAUCAGAGUUGAGCAAUCAAUUUUUCCAGUCUGAGUCUUGGCAUAAGAGGGUUCUUUGUUACCAGGUGGAAGCUCUCUGAGCAGUGAGAAUGCUUCAGAAUCUAAUAUGAAUAAUAAUAAUAAUAAUACUUGUACCUUGAUUUCUUCUUGUCAUUUCUUCCCUACACUUUCAUUUGACUCAAGUGCUGACAUUCCAUUUCUGUCCUGAGAAUUCAGUUAUCAAGCACCUCUUAAUGCUGCACUUUUAGAAAUCACUGCUAACUGAACAGAAUAUCAUCACUGUCUUGAAGGCAUCACCCUUCACACUGCAUGUUCUCUCAUUACAUCCGCUAGUUUUAUACACAGUCUGAUAUCUAAUUUCCAGACAAGUCAAGAGGAGUGAACGGACUUCGAUAGGAAUAGGAACAGGCAAUAGAAAAGCGUUAUGGACUCCAGCAUGGCGUGUGAUGGUGACGUAUGUAGCUGCGACAUGCAAUGUUUAAAGAUUGCUCAAGUCAUAAUAUUAAACUGACACACGUUGCCCUGUGUUAGGUAAUGUUGAAAACAUUCUUUUCCCUUAGUUUAUUGGUAUAGCAAGUAGACAAAAUUAUAACAGCCUUGCUUGCCGGACUGUUCUUACUUCCUGCAGGCUGAUGGAGGACUGUGAGCUUUCUCGGGGGAGCAGAAACAUGAAAUAAAUUAUGGAAAGCUAGGGGAGGAACCUGAACACCAAAAUGCUACCCAAAUGUACAAAACAGUCUUAGUAGUGAUGUCUUUUUUAAAAAACUACAUCAGACCUUUGUUCAAGUGGUUCGGUCAUGUAGACCAGACCAAUAUAUUUAUAAACAUCCUUGUAAAUGAAUAUGUUAUUGCAUGUGUUUGUAUUUUAUGGUUGAUUGCUUUAACUGUAAGAACGUCUAACUAGAGUUAGGUACUUGGAGAAUGGCAUUCAUUGUAAAAAUUAUUCCACUCAGAGAGCUCAAUUGAUUAUUGACUGUAAUUAUGUAUGUGGACAAAAGCAGUGCCAUACCCGUGUGUCACUUAAAUACUUUAAUUCCUUCUGUGUAAUGACAAAUAAAUAUUACCCUGUAUAAAACUG